AUGGGGUACUGUAAUUUUGACCCAAGACUUCAAGCAAAAAUCAUAAAACUAGUUGAUGUUUCAUAUGGAGGAGAGAAUGGAUUUAAUCAAGCAAUUGAGUUAGCUGCUGAAUCUCUUCAGAAUGUGAAAUUCAUUCAGGAAAAGAAGCUUAUUGGACGUUAUUUUGAUGAGAUCAGUCAAGACACUGGAAAAUAUUGCUUUGGUGUUGAAGACACUUUAAGAGCGUUGGAGCUGGGGUCUGUAGAAACUCUGAUCUGUUGGGAAAACCUAGAUAUUCAGAGAUACGUGUUGAAAAACCAUGUGACCUCAGAGGAGAAAAUACUGCAUUUAACUCCAGAACAAGAGAAAGACAAGACUCAUUUCACUGACAGAGAGAGUGGAGUUGAACUUGAGUUAGUAGAAUGCCAACCUCUUUUAGAAUGGCUGGCAAACAAUUAUAAAAGUUUUGGUGCUACACUCGAAAUUAUAACGGACAAAUCGCAGGAGGGUUCUCAGUUUGUCAGAGGAUUUGGUGGCAUAGGAGGUUUACUUCGAUACAAGGUAGACUUCCAAAGUAUGCAGUGUGAUGAGUUGGAAGAUGAUCUAUAUGACAUUGAUGACUACUAG
Schistocerca cancellata (South American locust) is the source of this 606-nucleotide messenger RNA. Its product is annotated as eukaryotic peptide chain release factor subunit 1-like. The transcript has 2 exons. The record is from RefSeq and is a predicted model, not a curated record. Gene Ontology annotation, cellular component: cytosol; translation release factor complex. Gene Ontology annotation, molecular function: translation release factor activity, codon specific; sequence-specific mRNA binding. NCBI's taxonomy places the organism in Eukaryota, Metazoa, Arthropoda, Insecta, Orthoptera, Acrididae. The coding region runs from base 1 to 606 and encodes 201 amino acids. Gene Ontology annotation, biological process: cytoplasmic translational termination.